GCACCAGGAGAGCGCCGCUACGGGCGCGAGGCCCGUGCGCGGCCAUGAACGGGACGGCCAACCCGCUGCUGGACCGCGAGGAGCACUGCCUGCGGCUCGGGGAGAGCUUCGAGAAGCGGCCGCGUGCCUCCUUCCACACCAUCCGCUAUGACUUUAAGCCAGCAUCUAUAGACACUUCCUGUGAAGGAGAGCUUCAGGUUGGCAAAGGAGAUGAAGUCACAAUUACGCUGCCACAUAUCCCUGGGUCCACGCCACCCAUGACUGUGUUCAAGGGGAACAAGCGGCCGUACCAGAAGGACUGUGUGCUCAUCAUUAACCACGACACCGGGGAGUAUGUGCUGGAGAAACUCAGCAGCAGCAUCCAGGUCAAGAAGACGAGAGCUGAGGGGAGCAGUAAAAUCCAGGCUCGGAUGGAGCAGCAGCCCCCUCGGCCCCCACCGCCAUCACAGCCACCACCACCUCCACCGCCCAUGCCGUUCAGAGCUCCAACCAAGCCUCCAACUGGACCCAAAACAUCCCCCUUGAAGGACAACCCCUCACCGGAACCUCAGCUGGAUGACAUCAAAAGAGAGCUGCGGGCCGAGGUGGACAUCAUCGAGCAGAUGAGCAGCAGCAGCGGGAGCAGCUCCUCCGAUUCUGAGAGCUCGUCGGGCAGCGAUGACGACAGCUCCAGCAGCGGCGGCGAGGACAACGGCCCCGCGUCCCCCCUGCUGCCGCCGCCCCACCAGCCGCCCUACGGUAGCCGGCCAGCCGUGGCCAACGGGACCAGCCGGCCACAGGGAAGCACGCAGCUCAUGAGCACCCUCCGAAACGACUUGCAGCUGAGUGAGUCUGGCAGUGACAGUGAAGACUAGAGCCGGGUCUUUCCAAGCCAGCUGUCCAGGGCACCUGCCGCCGUGAGCACGGGCACUUCGGCGCGAGCCCGCUGCCAAGGGGAGGACGCGGUGGGUCGGGGACUGUGGGAGGAGGGAGGCUCUCGGGCCUCGGAUAUCCAUGUCUUUAACUUAGUGGUAAUGGGUGAUUUUCUCGUGUAAUUUUUGAACAAUUUCACGUUUCAGAGUUUCAGUAGAUCUGUAGAAGAACUAACAGAAUCUUUUCUUAUUUGGUUAACACUGUUAAUGAAGAACAGACAGGCAUGCCCUGGUCUAGGUGCUCAAAGGCGUCUCUUCACCUGGCCAGUGAUUUCAAUUUUAACCCUCAGCAGCCACCAGCUUGGCCAGAUGGUUUGCACCAGUGAAAGAAAAGGCAGUCUCAGGGCGGGAGAGGGGGCCCUCCCCCUGCAGCACAGAAGUGUGUCUAAGCCACUUUAACUUGUUGCCCUGAAGUGGUAAGGAAGCUGUCUGACCACCCCCGAGUCAGCCUGGGGUCCCUGCAGCACUGUCGGUCAGGCCCUUGUCUGCAAGCGAGGGGAAGCAUACGGCUGGUUCACGGCCAGCCUGGCCCCCAUCCGGGCCUUGCCCACUGCUCCCUGCCCUGAGUCUCACUUACUAGAACAGAGAGUCUUAUACUUGGGAAUCAGAGUUGUGUGCUGGAACUUGCACUGGCUUCCAGAAGACAGAAUUGUUGGCUACUUAUAGCUCCAUUUGAGAUCCAAACAGCCCCUAAAUACACAAGGCGGGGGGAGCAGAUUAAAGCAGUGGCCGCCACGCUGAGGCUCGGCGUUCCACACGGACCAUACUGGUGUCCUUCCAAGGGGUGGUGGCGGCGGGGGAAGGAACCUUUCUGAGCACAGGACCCAGCGGCCGGUUUCCACACCAGGGUCUGGAUAGGCGUUAGCGGGGAACAAGCAGCAGUGUGUGGUGAGGUCUUUCUGUUCGUGCUUCUGAAGCACUUUGCGCGCCUGGCUCCCAGACCGCGCCUGGCAGAAAGUCACAGGUUGCCUCCGGAGUUGCAGUUUCCAGGCGAAUCCGCUGCUGCAGGAAACCGGCCACUAGUCACAUUCCGUGUUCAGUGGACGUGUGCUAAACUGGCCCGCAGUUCCCGGGGAGUAGCCCGUUCCAGCAUUUGAGUGAACAUGUUCUGAGAAACUCCGUCUGCUUUGGCUCAGUGGGCAUCAGGAACAUUAAGAGCAAUUCUCCCUGGGGAUGGCCUUUCCCUUCCCAGCCCCAGAGGGGAGCGGUCUGGACCCAGAAAGGCAGAGGGACAGGCUGGUGCCCUGUGGUGGGGUCUGAGCCCGGACGCGGCUUCAGCGGGCUUCAUGGUGGGGAGAGCUGACUUAGAGUGAACGGAUACUUGCUUUUUAAUUCCUCGGUAGCGGCAGCUCAGGGAAGGUCAGGUCCUGGUUGGGAGACUUGUUGCAGGACGUGGGGGUGGUUUCCCUGCCCUCUGCAUGCUCAGGCUGGGGCAGGUUCCAGGAACUUGAACUAAAAAGUAGUCUACCUAAGCCUCCCUCUUGUAGUUUUGCCCAAAGUCCUGAUUUAUAUGGACAGACUGUGGUUUGGGGCAAGUCGGGUCAAGGUGUUUAUUUCAUAGGAAGUGCUCGUAGGUGGCCGUGGGCUGGGUGAGCCGGUGCGCUGAGCUGGGACCCUCCCCCCGUCACUCCCGGCGCAGCCCUGCCGGUGUAUCAUCUGCGAUCACAGCUCCAGGCUUGUUCUCUGCUCAGGCUUUCGGGGUUCCCUCUCCUCCCCCUCCAGCUUUACCUGACAGAGUGAGGAAUCUUUUCUCUUUGGAAACCCAGAAUUUGGCCCCACAGACUGCUUCUCACGAGAGCCCUCCCGCCAGCUGAGCUGGACUUGCUCUCUCUGGGUCUGUGCCUUCUCAGCCCCGUACCGCCACCCCGGCCCCUCUCCCAGGGCUCUGUGGCUGCCCUGUUCCUGGGCUCUUCCUCUGGGUUUCAGCCAACUGGAGUUCCAUCUGCACACACGGCCCUUCCUCUCGCUUGGGCUCUGGUUAGCAGGAACGCCUUCUAAGCAGGAGCCGCCAUUCUCCCCUCCUUCCCUGGAGUGUACACGGGACACUCGGUGCUCACAGCCUGCAGGGAGGGGCAGGGGAGCAGCCUGUGGAGCGCAGGGGCACGCGGAGGGCCAACAUUCCCAACACUUGGAGACAGCCGAAAACUACCCGUGCUGAUUUCCACGGGUUUGAAGUCUCAAGCUAAAUAGUUUAAAUUGCCUUUUCUUUGUUCUGUGUGACAUCUGCCAUGUCGUGGGCCACUCAGCAACUCCCAAGUAUCUCAGGAGCCAUGGCAACUUGCCGCAGUCAAGACGCAGUCUGGGGAAACUUAAACAGACUAGAGCUUUGUCCGGGUGCCACUCAUCAACCAUUUACCAUUUUAUUUCUGCAGCAGAA
Vicugna pacos (alpaca) is the source of this 3288-nucleotide messenger RNA. It is a transcript of the gene EAF1, whose product is annotated as ELL associated factor 1. Gene Ontology annotation, cellular component: super elongation complex. Gene Ontology annotation, biological process: transcription elongation by RNA polymerase II. Gene Ontology annotation, molecular function: transcription elongation factor activity. Lineage: Eukaryota; Metazoa; Chordata; Mammalia; Artiodactyla; Camelidae. The record is from RefSeq and is a predicted model, not a curated record.